Messenger RNA from Cervus elaphus (red deer), 1944 nucleotides. RefSeq names its product eukaryotic translation initiation factor 3 subunit D (gene EIF3D). The transcript has 15 exons. Gene Ontology annotation, cellular component: cytoplasm; eukaryotic translation initiation factor 3 complex. Gene Ontology annotation, molecular function: translation initiation factor activity. NCBI's taxonomy places the organism in Eukaryota, Metazoa, Chordata, Mammalia, Artiodactyla, Cervidae. Gene Ontology annotation, biological process: translational initiation. Bases 166 to 1812 code for a protein of 548 amino acids. The record is from RefSeq and is a predicted model, not a curated record.
CCAAGAAGCAGUUUACGACACCGUCGGUCGUGUUUACGGUACCGGCCGCUGCGCGCGCAUCUUUCCUCCUUUCCCGGUUCCCUGGAGCUCAGGCGGUGGCGAGAUAUCUGGCCUACACUAUCUCUCGCCAUCGGGGCCGGCUUCGGCCGUUACAGGUUUUAAAAGAUGGCAAAGUUCAUGACACCCGUGAUCCAGGACAACCCCUCAGGCUGGGGUCCCUGUGCGGUUCCGGAGCAGUUUCGGGAUAUGCCCUACCAGCCGUUCAGCAAAGGAGAUCGGCUCGGAAAGGUUGCAGACUGGACGGGGGCAACAUACCAGGACAAGAGAUACACAAAUAAGUACUCCUCUCAGUUUGGAGGUGGAAGUCAGUAUGCUUACUUCCACGAGGAGGAUGAAACUAGUUUCCAGCUGGUGGACACCGCGCGCACACAGAAGACCGCCUACCAGCGGAAUCGAAUGCGAUUUGCACAGCGAAAUCUCCGCAGAGACAAAGAUCGACGGAACAUGUUGCAGUUCAACCUGCAGACCCUGCCUAAGAGCGCCAAGCAGAAAGAGAGAGAACGCAUAAGACUGCAAAAAAAAUUCCAGAAACAAUUUGGAGUGAGGCAGAAAUGGGACCAAAAAUCACAGAAGCCCCGAGACUCUUCAGUGGAAGUCCGCAGUGACUGGGAGGUGAAGGAGGAGAUGGACUUCCCUCAGCUAAUGAAGAUGCGGUACUUGGAAGUGUCAGAGCCCCAGGACAUCGAGUGCUGCGGGGCCCUGGAAUACUACGACAAGGCCUUCGAUCGCAUCACCACACGGAGCGAGAAGCCUCUUCGGAGCAUCAAGCGUAUCUUCCACACCGUCACCACCACGGACGACCCUGUCAUCCGGAAGCUGGCGAAGACUCAGGGCAACGUGUUUGCCACGGACGCCAUUCUGGCCACACUGAUGAGCUGCACCCGCUCUGUGUAUUCCUGGGACAUCGUCGUCCAGAGAGUCGGGUCCAAGCUCUUCUUUGACAAGAGGGACAACUCUGACUUUGACCUUCUGACAGUGAGUGAGACAGCCAACGAACCCCCUCAAGAUGAAGGUAACUCCUUCAACUCACCCCGCAACCUGGCCAUGGAAGCAACCUACAUCAACCACAACUUCUCCCAGCAGUGCUUGAGGAUGGGGAAGGAAAGAUACAACUUCCCCAACCCCAACCCAUUUGUGGAGGACGACAUGGAUAAGAACGAGAUCGCCUCUGUAGCGUACCGUUAUCGCCGGUGGAAGCUCGGGGACGACAUCGACCUCAUCGUCCGCUGUGAGCAUGAUGGUGUCAUGACCGGAGCCAACGGGGAGGUGUCCUUCAUCAACAUCAAGACCCUCAACGAGUGGGACUCCAGGCACUGUAACGGCGUUGACUGGCGACAGAAGCUUGAUUCUCAGCGAGGGGCUGUCAUUGCCACCGAGCUGAAGAACAACAGCUACAAGCUGGCCCGCUGGACCUGCUGUGCUUUGCUGGCUGGAUCCGAGUACCUCAAGCUUGGUUACGUGUCCCGGUACCACGUGAAAGACUCGUCGCGCCAUGUCAUUCUGGGUACCCAGCAGUUCAAGCCCAACGAGUUUGCCAGUCAGAUCAACCUGAGCGUGGAGAAUGCCUGGGGCAUCCUGCGCUGCGUCAUCGACAUCUGCAUGAAGCUGGAGGAGGGCAAGUACCUCAUCCUCAAGGACCCCAACAAGCAGGUCAUCCGUGUCUACAGCCUACCUGAUGGCACUUUCAGCUCCGAUGAGGACGACGAGGAGGAGGAGGAGGAGGAAGAGGAAGAAGAAGAGGAAGAAGCCUAAACCAGACGGUGAUGUGGAACUGGCAUCUGCGAUUCCAUCGAGCCUGGAGGACCCUGAGUACCUAGUGGGACGUGUGUGUGAUUCUUGCUCUGUGAAGCUGGGCCAUUGAAAUAAAUGCUGUCUAGUCCCUUA